Molecule: messenger RNA, 2372 nt
Organism: Hyla sarda
Lineage: Eukaryota; Metazoa; Chordata; Amphibia; Anura; Hylidae
Product: BPI fold-containing family C protein-like
Exons: 21
Coding region: 823-2268 (481 amino acids)
Molecular function (GO): lipid binding
Source: RefSeq, a predicted model, not a curated record
GUCCGCCGGUAAAACUACGGUAAAUGACGAGAACAGCAGAGGACAAGGCUGCCCGCCGCAACACCGGGAGAGGAAGCGUGACCCUGGAGUCACGUGGCCGGCCCCGGCACAAAAAUGGGAGGAGUCAAUAAUAAAAAGUACUGCGGAGAACGGUUGUGGCUGGAAGAAAUCUUUGACCGUCUGGGCUGGACAGACAUUCUAAAGGGACAGUGACCAACUGUGCUCAGAGAAGACGUCUCCUGGACUGAUCACUUCCUUUCAUGAUGAUGUCUCAUUGGUUCCAUGUCCCAUCACUCCUCUGAGUGCCUACAGAAUGUAAUACAGUCCUGUCUGGAUGGGCAAUUGUCUCCAACAACCCACCAAACUGGACGGUCAUAUUGUUAACCAGAAUGAACGCUAACGGAGCCCUCGUAGCAUGCAUUUGGAUUUUUACUGGCACGGGGUCUGGGAAAUGUUGAGAAAUCUAGAAAACAGCAGCACAACAGUUCAUAUCGGUGGCAUCUGAAAUCAAUCUUCAUUUGUUCCAUCUUACUUGAGGAAACAAAUCAACAAUACAAAAAUAAAAUAAUAAGUUCAUAGGUGUCCAUAGCCUUUACACAAGAUAUAGUCGAUCACAGCUUUGCCUUCCUGAAGAUCCAUACCCUAAUAUAAUACACUCACCUCUGGCAUGUAGGCAGACAGCUCUGAGGUUGUAAACUCUUUGGAUCCCUGCACAAGAAAAUUACUGCAUCAGUAACAGUCCACCACGGCCAUAGAUGGUACACCAGGAUCUAUUCGAUCGAUCUCCAGGACCAUGGAGAUAGCUAACCCAGUUAAGUGAGAAUGAAGCCGGUGUGGCUGAUCUGGUGGAGCUGCCUCUUGUCCUGUGGACACAGUAGUCCUGGUGUUGUUAUGCGAGUCACUCAGAAAUGGAUGGACUACAUUGUGUCAGAAGGAAAGGACGUUUUUCGCCACAUGCUUCAACACAAUCGUCUUCCAGAUGUCAUUGGGUCUACGCGAGUAUUUGGCAAGGUUGACUAUGCCAUUACAGGAAUAACUGUGGAGGAGUUUGACCCUUCUCAUGCCGUGGUUGUCCCAACACCACCAACAGACGUUCUGUUAAACGUUGAAGGUUCGUUGGCCACGGUCUUUGGCCAGUGGAGGGUAAAACAUUGGUUAAUAACCGACAAUGGCAAUUUUACUCUCCGGAUCUCCGGUGUCACAUUAAACUCUCAUUUUAAAACCUUGAAAGACUCGUCCACCCGUCCAUCCGUUUCUCUUUCUUCGUGCCAUUCGGAGGUGAAACACGCCAAAGUACACCUGUCCGGAGGAGCCAGCUGGUUCUACAAUCUCUUCACGGGAUUUCUGGAGAAACCCAUCAGAGAUAACCUGAAUGAAAAGCUCUGUCCACAAGUGGGUGAAGUGAUGACAAUUCUUCAGAAGAAGCUGGCCACAUUUCUUGUGUCUGCAGAUCUUGAUGCCCAUACCAAAAUUGACUACUCUCUGAUAAAUCCUCCCCGGGUGCAGAAAACCAACAUAGAUCUGGAUCUAAAGGGCACUAUACACCGUUCUGGAGCUCAGGAGCCGCAAGAAGCUUAUGUUCCCCCCAUCAUCCUACCCGACACCCAGCGCUCAAUGAUCUUCAUGGGGUUUUCUGAAUAUUUUUUCAACGCCCUAGGGAAAACGUAUUUCAUGUCAGAUAUUCUAAAACUGACAUUGACUCAGGAGCAGUAUCCCCAGGUAUUCUGGCUGAGAACAGGAGACUACAGCCCCGUCAUACCUGAGAUAAAGAAGUAUUACCCUCAGUCUGAGGCUGUGGUCCUCACCGUAACGGCCUUCAAGCCGCCAGAGAUAGUCCUGACAUCACAGCUCACAAUGCAGAUGGAAGGGAUCCUAGAUGCGCAUGUUGUCCUACCGUACCUAAUGAUGGAGCAAAUGUUUUCAACCACUGUUCACGCAACUUUCAUUGCCGACACGGUGCAUCUGUCCAACCUCAACCUGAAGGUCUCAUUUUCAAUUCAAAGUUUCCGCUUCAAAGACUUCAAAAGUUUUGUUGGCCAUGUUGAUGUUGUGGAGCUGGAGCAUUCACUAGGUCACAUGCUACGGGAUUAUAUAGUGCGUGCAAUCAAUAGUGGAUUGAGUAGCGGUAUCCCAAUACCUUCGAUUGAUGAUGUCACUUAUCAGGAAUCAGCGGUAUCCAUCACUCCGGGCUGCCUGGUGCUGUCAAUGGACAUGUACUACACACCAUGGAAAGAGCUGAUGGGCAGUGCACCUGUACUUGCCUCAUGAUGUAUUCCACACUUACCCAAGACAACAAGACGAUUCUUUCUACGUCUACUUUUUUUCCCACUAUGAGUGUCAUUUAAAUAAUAAAUAACACCUUUUACUCAAUA